UGUUUGGGGGGCCUCCUGGGAGGGGGUCUCCUGGGAGGCCCUUGUCGCCACCUUUGGGUUCGCCUCGGAAUGCUGAUCGGGACGCGCCCCGGGAGACGCCCGGCGAGCAGUGGCAUUGGUAGCUUUUGGCGUCUCCACUUGGAGCCCCCUCGGCACCCCCUUGCCGUGAGGUAAGGCUUCGGGCUGCGCUCGCACGGCCCCCGCGGGCCCUCAACGGCGGCGAACAUAUCCGUGCCCGACGCCUUGCCAUCGUCAUGUGCCGCGCGUGGGCGCUGCUCGCCGCCCUCGGGGCCUGCGCGACGGCGGCGGCCUCCGGCGGCGGCCACGUGAGCCGGCUCCACGCCCGGCAAGAUGAACGAUAGGAAGUGCAACGUCGUUCUGAAGGACGCUGUUCCCGCGGACGCCGUCGCAGGCUUCAGCUUUGUGUGCGACACCUGUGGCUGGUACCACGGUGACGGCGGCAGCGGCUUCCCCGCAUCCGCGGGCUCUGGCGGUUGCCACUCGUACCUGUUCCUGAAGGGCACCGCGCCGUGCUCGUCGUACGGGCCGUGCGACGGCUGCGUCAGCCCGGCAGGGGAGGUCGUGCACACCUUCAGGAUGAACAACACUUGCGACAGGGACUGCUCGGGCGAGACGGUGCCGUGCGGCGGCCUCCGCUGAUGCGCCCGAGGCGUCCUUCGUCCACUAGCAGUUAGGGCACCGGCCCUGACCAGACAAAGGAGGUCAAACCCCGCACUCGCUGACAAAUGUGCAGGCCUUUUUUUUGGCUCCGCCUGUCCCGCCUGAGCGGAGGCGCCCUCUCCCGUGGGGGGGGGCACAACGGGCCACGGAACGAAGCUGCCCAGAGGCAUGCAGAGAUCUUAGUAGGGGAUGUCUACUCGCCACAGUUCGAUUGAAUUUCUGCCAGUGUGUGCCCAAAUAGUUAACCGUCGGGACCGACGUCGUUUCUGCUGAGUGUCAAAAGACGCCGGCAGUGUACGGACAGCAUGAUUUGAGCUCAAUGGCAGUUGGGGCCCUGGUGGUCGUCAGUGCUUGUUUCACUUUAGCUCAGCUUGCAUGCCUCACUCGGUGCCAAGUAGCAGCCGGUUAGCAGGAUAACCCUCGCGCCCCGUGGGCGUGAGGACUAGAGUUCGGGUUCGAGCGCGCGCAUCGUAAGUUGCCAGCUGGGCGGAGGCCAGAAUUCAGGUAUCGUUAUGCACUGCUUGCGCCGUCUCGAGGUAGCGCUUCCGCUCUUGGUCCGACCAGCGCUGGC
Prorocentrum cordatum is the source of this 1252-nucleotide messenger RNA. The record is from the annotation of a GenBank genome assembly. NCBI's taxonomy places the organism in Eukaryota, Dinophyceae, Prorocentrales, Prorocentraceae.